CCGUCCCCCGUCCCCACUCCCCGGACAGGUAGGUUUCCGUCUGGAUCAAAGAGGCUUACGUCACUCUCAGGGAUGGGUCGGUCACGUGGUCAGAUUCCUGCACUUUUCAUGGUUUCGGUGGAGGUGGACGAAAAGGAAAACAUAUUUUCCAAACAACAGGUGAGGGACACAAACCGUGUGUUAAUUGGUGGCGGAGAUUCCCUGUGAAAACAACAGGCCUCAAUCUUGUGCUUCUACCACAGUGUAAGAGCAGUUCUUGGCCAAUCACCUGGGUUCACUCACCUGUGGAGAUUCAGGUCAUUGUGACAUCGACUCCUGCUCUGUCCAGGUAGCUGAGUGCUCAAAGCCAACCGCGGUUUGCACUGUGACCUCCCCCCUGCAAGGCAAUGUAAGUCUUGCCGAGUGACAGCGUGUAAACGAGGGCUGUACACAUUCCCCAUGUCUUCAGGAGGAGGGCCAUCGGCCCGCUUUGACCGGGUGCGGGACGUUCCGUAUUACGACGAGGUCCCCUUGGGCUCGCUGAGGAGAGAGGAUGACCCCCGCGCGCUCGGAGAGCUGAGGGGGGCGGAGCUAGCGCUGAGCUCCGACCCGCUGCCGCCCCCUCCUCUCCCGGACGUCCCCCCCGUGGGGCCCGAGUUCUACCCCAGUGACAGCGAGGACAACCUCGACGCCCUCGACAUCAAACCCGUGCGCCGCUUCAUCCCCGACUCUGUCAAAAACUUCUUCCGCGGCGGCAGCGGCGGGGGCAGCGGCGGCGGCGGCGGGAGCGACGGAAGCAGCGACGCCAAGCCGUGGGCCAUGCUCCACCCGGAGAACAACGGCACCUCCCAGGGGGUGCGGUGCUCACCCCCCCACUCCCCCUCCGUCCCCGGCUCCUACCGGGACCCCUACGGCGGGUCGGGGGGCAGCUACAACUCCCGAAAGGAGCGCGAGGCCAUGCUGCUCGGGUUGGACCCCCUGGAGUCGAUCGACGGGCGCACGGUCCAGACGGUACUCACCUACAGCGAGCGGGUGGAGGCCUACAACGAGCGCUACGCCUACAUGAAGUCGUGGGCGGGGCUGCUGCGCAUCCUGGGCUGCAUCGAGCUCCUGCUGGGGGCGGCCAUCUUCGCCUGCGUCUGCGCGUACAUCCACAAGGACAACGAGUGGUUCAACAUGUACGGCUACUCCCAGCCCCAGAUGUACGGGGGCUACGGGGGUCAGGGCAUGGCCGGGGUAGGGAGCGGGGCCUACUACACGGGUCCCAAGACCCCCUUCAUCCUGGUGGUGGCCGGCCUGGCCUGGGUCGUCACCGUGAUACUGCUGGUGAUGGGCAUGACCAUGUACUACCGCACCAUCCUGCUGGACUCCAACUGGUGGCCGCUGACGGAGUUCAUCAUCAACCUGGCGCUGGCCCUGCUCUUCAUGGCGGCCGGCAUCGUGUACGUGCGGGACACCAACCGCGGCGGCCUCUGCUCCUACCCCGUCUUCAACAACGGCAUCAACGGCGCCUUCUGCCGCGUGGAGGCCGGACAGACCGCCGCCAUCAUCUUCCUCUUCGUCACCAUGCUGGUGUACCUCAUCGGCGCCAUCGUCUGCCUCAAGCUCUGGAGGCACGAGGCCGCCCGCCGUCUCAGGGAGGGCAUGGCGCUGGAGAUGAAAACAACAGCAUCUUCUGUUCCAAGAUCCUUGUUGAUCGGAAGUUCGAACGGACCGGUGGAGUCAGUCCGGGCCAUUCCUGUCCAGGCCCCGCCCUCGGUGGUGAUGCCGCCAGAAAUCCUGAGUGGGCACAUCCCGUCUGGGCACAUCCCCAAGCCCGUCAUAAUGCCCGACUAUGUGGCUAAGUACCCCACCAUCCGCACAGACGAGGAGAGGGACCAGUACAAGGCUGUGUUCAACGACCAGUACGCCGAGUACAAGGAGCUCCACGCCGAGGUCCAAGCCAUGGUCAAGAAGUUCGAUGAGAUGGACGGGCUCAUGAGGAGCCUCCCGACUCACCCCACCAGCCAGAUGGAGCAGGACCGCAUCAACUUCCUCAUGCAGGAGUAUCAGAGGAAAAAGAUGGACCCCACGUUCGUGGAAAAGCGUGAACGCUGCGAGUACCUGAAGAACAAGCUCUCUCACAUCAAGCAGAAGAUCCAGGAGUACAACAAGGUCAUGGACUGGAACGACGGCUACAGCCUGGACGGGCUUGGAACACGGUCGGACCGCUACGAUUACCACAGCCGGGAUUUGUACGGAGAGAGGAGUCGCUCUUUCAAGGAGGAGGAAUUCCUGCACUUCUAUCGCUGGACCUCCCCGCCCGGCGUGAUGAAGAUCGUAUCCAUCAUCAUCAUCAUCCUUUGCGUGGCCAUCUUUGCGUGCGUGGCGUCCACACUGGCCUGGGAGACAGACCUGGGGUUGUCAGGCCUUGGCGGGGGAAUGGGAGGCAUUGGGGGUUAUGGGAGUAGUUACGGGGGCGGUUACGGGGGCGGCUACGGGGGCGGCUACGGGAGCAGUUAUGGGGGUGGUUACGGCAGCUACGGGGGCAGCGGCAUAGGCAGCUCUUCCUAUGGUUACGGAGGGAUCGGAGGCAACUACACCGACCCGGCUGCAGGGAAGGGAUUCCUCAUCGCCUUAGCGGCCAUUACCUUCCUGGCCGUCCUGGUCAUCUUCAUCCUGGUGGUUUCCCGCCAGAACAUUUCCCGCUCCCGCCGUUUCUACCUGGCAGUCAUCAUCGUCGGUGCCAUCCUGGCCAUCCUGAUGUUCAUAGCCACCAUCGUCUACCUGGUGGCUGUCAACCCCACGGCCCAGGCCUCCGGCUCUGUGUACUACAACCAGGUGGUGGCGCUGUGCGCCCAGUACCAAAACCAGGGACCCGAGCCCACCGGAAUCUUCAUCAACCAGUACCUGUACCACUACUGCGUGGUGGAGCCACAGGAGGCCAUCGCUAUAGUCUUCGGUGUCCUGGUGGUGAUUGGCCUCAUCAUCCUCGUGGUCUUCGCUGCGAAAACGAGGGCGCAGCUCCGUCAGCACGGCAAAGCCAACGUCCUGUGGGAGGAGGUGAAGCUUGUCGGCAACGGCACAUCACAUGAUGUGGGGGAGUGGGUGAAUAAGGUGUCUGAGAUGCCGGAGGUGUUGGUCAGCGACUAUCCAGACAACAUUGGAGGCUCCCGGAAUUUCCUGGAUAACACCAGCUUCGACUACGCCAAGCCCCCCUAUACCCCUGUGGGCCCAGAGCAGGACGCCCCCCUGUACAAUUCGGCACCUUACAGCAACCCGUCUGACAUCCCCAGCUCUGCAGGGAAACUGAAAAAGAAUAGAUACAAUGAUGGCGGCUACACGACGGGCGGGGAGUCUGGAGACGAACUGGACGACACCGACUUUGACGAUGAGUUCCCCACCAUCCUCACUGAACAGGACAGAUUAGACUACAAGCGCACAUUUGAAAAGGACCUGCUGGAGUACAAGGACCUGCAGUCUGAGCUAGAUGACAUCAACAGGAACCUGUCCAAGCUGGACAAACAGCUGAACAGUCUCCACGAAGGAAGCCCACAGUACCUGGAUACACUGGAUGAAUAUAAUCAUCUGAGGAACCUUAAAAAGUCUUCAAAUUACCAGUUAAAGAAGAAAAGAAGCAAAUAUCUGAAGGCCAAGCUUGCCCACAUCAAGAAGAAGGUCAGCGAUUAUGACCGUAGGGCGUGAUGUGCCUGAUGCUUGACCCCUGACCCCGUUCCCCCAGCCAAUCACCGCCUCUUUUGCCUAGGGUUCAAUUGUGCGAUUUUUGGAUGAAUCAGGAAUGAUCUCAACCAGCUAACCAUGAGAAGAUACCUGGGAAAAUGAAGUUUGUUUUACAUGUUUGGGUGCGUUGCUAUUGUAACUUGCGGUGUUGUGACAGAACUCACUUAAUAUUAAUAAUAAAUGGCUCUUAAGUAUAAUUCUUCUCAGGAAACAAAAUGGAUUCACCACCACACGGCAACAAUGUGACAUGCUACAUAUUCGAGAAGAACAACACUGGGUUAUUGGAAAGUUAUUUUGAAUUGAUGUCAACAUGGAAUUUGCAAUUCUAGUUUUUCUUUAAUAGGAAAAGAAAAACCUGUACAUUUUAACCAUUCUAACCAUCAAAUCCUUUUUUGUGAAAUUGUGAGUUUCUCUUCUUUGCUCAAAUAUGAACCGAUCCUUCAGUAUUUUUCUAUUAGUUUUAAUGUUUGGAAGACUUUACACCUCAGCAUGCACUGCUACAUGUUUCUUUACCAUGCUUCACAACUUUCUUGUUUAAUUUAAAAUAAGCAAAUUAACUAAUCAUAGAGAGAUUUUUAUUCAGAUUAAAUUUUGUAAAUAUGCAAAUAUGUGAGUAUGACAAGAGUCUUUUUUGCAUGCAUCAUCUUGCUUUUGUUUUUAAUAAAAUAAAAAUGAAAAUCUGAAGUGAAAUAUCAUCUCAGGUACAUAUCUGGUUUUUUAAGCUGUGAUGAUGGAAAAGGUCAAUGUGUAUCUUUAUAUUUUGUAAAUACGAAAAUUUCAAUAAAAACAACAGUAAAGAAA
Molecule: messenger RNA, 4500 nt
Organism: Anguilla rostrata (American eel)
Lineage: Eukaryota; Metazoa; Chordata; Actinopteri; Anguilliformes; Anguillidae
Gene: marveld2b
Product: MARVEL domain containing 2b
Exons: 15
Coding region: 439-3663 (1074 amino acids)
Biological process (GO): bicellular tight junction assembly
Cellular component (GO): apical plasma membrane; bicellular tight junction; cytoplasmic vesicle
Source: RefSeq, a predicted model, not a curated record